UUAACAUUUGUAACUAUUGUGUUUUGAGGUGAAAUGCGUAUCGUAUUACAGUAACGUAUACCAUUCAGAAGUGUAUCAGAAUUCUUUCACUCCAGCAGCAGGGCACCUCUACACUUCUAAACGUUCGCUAGUUUCGUCAAGCGUUGGUAUGCUACUGAAGGCUAUACGAUUUAGAGGUGCUUUGCGAACAUGUGGGGGGGUAUUGUCGCUAUUGGUGGCCGUGGUCAUUUUCUCAAGUUGGCCGACAUUUGUAUUUAUGUGGACCAGGUCGGCGGAGAAAAAACACUUGGCUAGAAUUAUUGAACAAUCAAUUGCAAAACAACAGAUGAUAGGAGCCGGGCUGCAGUUGGCGAUAGCAUCACCAGUAGUGCCUCAGUCGCGAAACAAGAGAUUGAUUCUAUCAUGGGGAACACCAUGGGAUCUACCUUGGUACCAAGAAGGACACGUCGUUGGGGAUUGUACAAUCACAUACAAUAAGCAUCGAAUACAAGAAGUAGGAGCUGUUAUGUUUCAUUAUACAGCGCUAGACCAGGAGACAAUGCCAUGGAAACAUUAUAGGGCUUCGGAUCAAUUCUUUGUCUUCUGGUCAAUGGAUAGCCCAGCUUAUGUGAAAAAUGAAAAGAAUCGUGACGUCACGAAGUUUGACAAUAGCUUUAUUAAUUGGACCAUGACGUAUAGACUGGACUCUGAUAUUUUUUCACCUUUUCUGCAAUCCACUGAGGCAAAGCGGUUGUUUUAUAGCGUCGGGAGGACAACGGUUCAGCGAUUAUUAAACAAGAAAAGCAAAGUCGCGUUAUGGCUUGUCAACGAUUGCAACCACUUAAAGGGAUCAACGGAACGAGUUAAAUACGUUCAAGCGUUAGUAGGCGCUGGCUUACCAGUAACAAAGUACGGUCGGUGCUUUGGAAACCAAGAAGAAUACAGUGCACAUCGCCCAGACGAACUACUAAGCUACAAGUUUUUCCUUGCCUUUGAAAACGCGAAGGACUGUCGCUACUACGUAACGGAGAAUUUUUGGCGCAAUGCGAUUCAUUACGGAAGGGUGCCAGUGGUCUGGGGUACAUCUAAAAAAGACCUUAUGAAAAUAGCACCGGGCUCGUCGUUUAUACAUACGGAAGAUUUUAAAUCGCCAACUCACCUGGCGGAAUAUCUAUUAUACCUUGAUAAGAACGAUACUGCUUACAGAGAAUAUUUUAACUGGAUUGGAACACCUUUACAGAGAGAUAGGAUAAUUGCACAGUUAUAUCAGCGAACAAGAGAAGAAGCAUUAUGUAAUAAAGUAAUGUCGAACCCAACACCGAAGAUCACUGAAUCAGUAACUGAUUUCUUUUUUAACUCCGAAUCAAAUACUUGUUUGGCUUAAUUUUUUGGAA
Messenger RNA from Ciona intestinalis (vase tunicate), 1373 nucleotides. The record is from RefSeq and is a predicted model, not a curated record. Lineage: Eukaryota; Metazoa; Chordata; Ascidiacea; Phlebobranchia; Cionidae.